This is a messenger RNA of Podarcis raffonei (Aeolian wall lizard), 1255 nucleotides long. Its product is annotated as adenine phosphoribosyltransferase-like. NCBI's taxonomy places the organism in Eukaryota, Metazoa, Chordata, Lepidosauria, Squamata, Lacertidae. Gene Ontology annotation, molecular function: adenine phosphoribosyltransferase activity. The record is from RefSeq and is a predicted model, not a curated record. The transcript is spliced from 6 exons. Bases 261 to 878 code for a protein of 205 amino acids.
CUGGCCCUGGAGUCUGGACCCUGGCCAGGCAGGGGCUGGGCUUCCCCAGCUGUCACUGUCCGUGGCCCAAGGCCCUCCCUCCGUCCCUCUGCUUGGAUCCAGUAGCACCUUUGGCCUCCCAGGAAAAAGCACCUCCUGAGUGUCCGUCUGUCUGGAAGAGGCCUGGGAAGAGGCAAAGAUCAGAUCUCCUCUCCCAGCCCCCUACCCACCCACCUUCCCUUACAGCUUCUCCUCCAUCUGCUGACCCUAACCACGUCUCCAUGGAUCUGAAACAUGUCCCCGACCCACGAGAGCAGGGCUGGUAUUUGGGGCUGAUGGCCCCCAACGUCAAAGGCCCCAGCUUCGCCUGGCUGGACCCCUCCCGCCUCUACUGCCAUCCCCAGGCCUUGCAGGACUGCGUGGAAGAUCUCCUGCAAACCUUUUCGGGUGACCCCAUCGACCUGGUUGCCGGCAUUGACGCAAUGGGCUUCAUCCUAGGCGCUGCCAUCGCCCACACUCUCCAGAAGGGCUUUUUGGCCAUACGCAAAGCCGGGCACCUGUGCGUGAAAACCCUCUCGAAGCCUUACAAGGACUACCAGGCUCGCGAAAAGGUGAUGGAGAUGCGGGCUGAUGCCAUCUCGCCAGGCCUUCGCGUCUUGCUGGUGGACCAGUGGGUCGAGACCGGGGGGACGAUGCGGAGCGCCAUCCGCCUGGUGGAGGAACAAGGCGGCCUAGUGGCAGGCAUUGCCGCCAUCUGUGUGGAGGACAGCGAGGGCGGGCUCUGGCUGAAAGACCACUACAAGUGGGCGCAUUGUGUGCCCCCCAAACUGAUGCCCCAGUUCAACGCUCACCAGCUGGACUCCUUCCAGGCCUUCAACCCCAACCAAGGACCGCAGUAGGGAGGAAGGUGCACAGGAAUAUGCAUGGCCCCCAAGGCGUCCCGCAGAGGCCCGUGGCGUCCCAAUAGUGGCAAACUCCGCCUGCUUCCCGGGCCAUUAACCUCCCGGAUCUUGCAAGCUCGUAACUCCAUACCAGUUUGGGAAUCUUGCCUGCGUACCUUCCAGCUUAUCUGGCACGCCAUCAGAAAAAAUGUUCCUUCUCCGUGUUCUUCUGCCCCGGUGUAGUUAAUAAACCACCCGCUGAAUCGGUGAAACUUAGAAUCCGAGUUUGGAGGGACCCCGAGGGUCAUCCAUCCCAACCCACUGUAAUCGCGGCUAAACUUUGAUAGCGUAGAUGUACAAAGUGCUCCACGUUGCAUUAAAAAAACAAACACUGA